Messenger RNA from Labrus mixtus (cuckoo wrasse), 2707 nucleotides. RefSeq names its product family with sequence similarity 110 member D (gene fam110d). Bases 842 to 2203 code for a protein of 453 amino acids. The transcript is spliced from 2 exons. The record is from RefSeq and is a predicted model, not a curated record. Lineage: Eukaryota; Metazoa; Chordata; Actinopteri; Labriformes; Labridae.
GGUCCGUCAGUGUGCCAGCAGUCCGCGCAGAGCGCAGAGCGCAGCGCCACGCUGAAACAGACAGUCUGUCACACACAGGAGCUCCAAACCUUUACGGGAUUUGAAAGACAACAGGAGAGGAUUACCUGAGCGAACAAGGGAUCCAUGCAGGUGAUGUGAGGACAAGGACAAGAUUCAAUUCUGCCCCAUCUGUCCGUCAACGAACCAAGUGCCUUGGUGCCGGCCACCCUCAAGUCACCUCAACCACGACGGGCACCACACAAACUCACCUCAGACAGCCGGCACAGAGCAAAUAUUUGAGGCCAUUAAAUCUUAUUUUUCCAGGCUGCAGUCACUGAAAAGAUCAACAGUGAAGGGUGUAGUUGGGAGACAGAAAGAAAGAAGAAAAAGUGGGGGAGGAAAAAGUAACCCUUUCAAAGUGCACCCUGCCUGCUAUUUCUGCUGCGCUGUGGGCAGGCAGCGUCUCAUUUGGGAGUGAUCUUGGCUGACAAAAAAAGGACUUCCCAGUGCCCUGCCUGCCGAUCCAAAUGCCUGCAUAAAUACUGGAUAGAGAUAUCAUUUGUCUGGCCUCUAACACUGCCCAACAAAGAGACUCCCUGCUAACUAUAGAAAACAUUACACCAAACUUUGACUCUGCUGUGUUUUGCUACCUCUCUAUUACUCUUUAAAGAAGAUUCAAGAGCUGUGAGAACGUAAUUGAGAACUGCCAUCAACACUUUCAAAAGUCUCUCUUGAAAUUUAUGUUAGAAAUUCACUGGGCCCUCAUCGUAUCCCUGAGGGACUCCCUGUCAGUCAUUUAGGGAUUGCAGUUUUGAUGUCUUUCUCAGCUCAGUGAAUCAACAUGAAGCCCCUAACACCAAUUGGAUCCCCCUCUCCCCUGAGGCUCCUCAACAAGGGUCCAGACUACCUGCGCAGGCAGAUAGAUGGUGGAGGAAAUGGACGAUCAAUCAGCGCUGUAGAAAGGCUUGAGGCAGACAAAGCCAAAUAUGUUAAGAGCCAGCAGGUGAUCAAUACGAAACAGGAGCCAGUACUGGUGCCCUGUGCCACCCCUCCACCACAGCCCCGCCGAGCUUUUUCCACCCCUGGUUUCAUGACACCUAAUCUUCCCCCUCGACGGUCAUCAAACACCGCUUUCUCCACACUCUCUGGCUCCUUCAACUCAAGGGAUGAAAAUGAAAAUGAUGACUCCAGAAAGGAGAACAGACGGACUUCCGUUGACGUCGAGGCACACAACAGGAGCAAUGUGAACCAUGCACUGCCUCCCAACCCUAGGACUCCUGGGAAAAACAUUUUGGUAGCACCACACAGUGCUCCCGUACUCAGAAGAUCUACUGGCAAACGCAUGCUGAGGCCAGACUCCCUAGUCAUGUACAGGCAGAAGAAAGAGUGCAAGAGCCCAAGUGGUGCACCAGAAGGAGAGAACAAUAACUCAGAAGUGAAGGGUUAUAGCUUUGUACGCCGCCUCUUCCAGGGCUCCAUGAGGGAAAAGAGCAGCGUAGGUGAAGGAAGAAUACAGAAAAUGGUGAUUGGUGAGGAAAAAGCGCCACCACGAGAUGGAGAAUCUCGCAUGUCUUGGACCAACGAAAAAGACACUACAGAUGGUGGACUAGGGAGCAGAAGGUCAAGUAAAACCGACCAAGAACGCAGCCCAGGGUCCAUCCCGAGCCCUGGGUUUAGCUGUGCGCUUGAACUGACAAAGAACGGAGUUACAAAUGGUACCAAUGAAGGAGACAACAACGGUAUCACCAAUGGCAACCACUCAAGUCCCCCCGAUGAUCAGAAUGACCCCUGGAAGCGGGCAUCACCUCCACCAGCACCCAGAAGGCGGUUUGGGGAGCUGCAGCGCUCAAAGUCAGAUCUCCAUCUUCGCUGCUCAGUAGCACUUUCAGAGCAGGAACAUUUCUUUGACUACUGCGGGCUGGACAUGGACAUGAUAGAGCGCCUGGGUCGAGAGAACUUUCUAUCUGGUGCCAGCUCCAUAGACACACUGUCGUUGGCCCUCCGCAGUGUAGUUGGGGAUGGCUGCGGCGGCUCAGAGCCCAGCGAGUUUUCCCGACACUCAGGAGACGGAUUGUUUCAGGAGGAGCUGGCUGAUCAGAUUCCCACUGGUGUGUCGAUAAUUGAGAGGAAUGCUCGUGUCAUUAAGUGGCUUUAUGGGUGCAAGAACGCUGCUAAAGAGGGACCCAAAGAGUCUACUGUUUAAAACAGGGACUAGAGACCAUGUGCUGUGGAGUGCCAAGAGUUCGAAGGUUUAUUUUCUGGUAAAACAGUAAACCAGUAGAUCUGAAUAUCUUUAACUAAUCAGUGAAACUACUUAUUGUAGCAUUCAGUUCUGCAGACUUUCCCCCUCUGCGCAGAAAUUUUCUACUGAAAUGCACUUCAAACUAAAAGUCAAAGCAUUGAAUCACCACUGAAUUCAGAGUGGGCUGUGAUUAGCUCACAGCAAUGCCACAAUGCAUCACAGAAAGAAAAAAAUAGGACUCUGUUCUAUUUUUGAGCCAAAGCAUCAAUGCAAGUCAAAACAGCUGAGCUUCAGAAAGCAAAGCGGCGACAAAAUAUGAUUUUUCUUUGAAAUCUCCCAGAGUAUCUAUGGAACAAGGGUUUGUUUCAGGUUCUAAUACCUGCACAACGGGUUAGUAUUCCACAGCACAUGAAAACCUUUACUCCCUCGUUUUCCCCUGACUCCAAAGAGACUGUUUUUUUUUUU